UGUUUACAUUGAGUCCAUGACGUCACUUGUGUAAGAAAAAUUGUUUAUUUUUAUGCCAAUGCCAUAUUCUAUUUUAAAAAUACGGAAAAUAAUUUUGGAAAACCGAGAGAGGAUGGAUUCAAAUUGAAAAACGGUUGAACUGAAGCUUCGGCUUUUAGAUCACUCCGAUGGAGAAGCUGCGGAAAGCGGUGAAGGAGAUCGCCUACACGAGAGACCAUACUAAUUCCCCUGCACUUCACCGCUCACUCGUUCCCUUUCUCACACUCGCUUCUUCUCUCUACGGACUCGCCCUCCAUAUCCGCCGCUCUCUUUACCGCUCCUCCUUCUUCCAUCAACACCGAUUACCGGUUCCGGUGAUCAGCGUUGGGAAUCUGAGCUGGGGAGGUAACGGGAAGACGCCAAUGGUUGAGUACAUCACUCAACUCCUCCUCGAUUCUGGAAUCUCACCGCUUAUUCUCACUCGUGGUUAUGCUGGUGGAGAUGAAGCCAAAAUGCUUGAAAGACAUCUCCGAGGUGGACCCACCAAGAUCGGUGUUGGAGCAAACAGGGCAGCUACUGCUGCCACGUGUUUCCAAAAGUACGGCUACGCAAACCCAUCUAGUAUAAGGACAUUCUUUGAUGGAACAGCAAAAGUCAGAACCGUUUCACAAGAAAUUGGGUCCGUAGUUCUAGAUGAUGGGAUGCAGCAUUGGAGUUUGUGUCGUGACCUCGAGAUGGUGAUGAUUAAUGGGCUGAAUCCGUGGGGAAACGGUUACUUAGUUCCGCUUGGACCAUUACGGGAGCCUCUUCCAGCGCUUGAGCGGGCAGAUAUAGCUGUAGUACACCACGUGGACAUGAUAACUGAACAAAGCCUCGGAGAUAUCGAGAAGACAAUACAUGGAUUCAAAAACUCGAUCCCUGUUUUCUACUCCAAGAUGGUGCCUAAACACUUGUUCCACUUUAAAAAUGAUAGGUCACAUGUAGCUUUAGAAGCAUUGCACGAUGCAACUGUGCUUUGUGUUUCUGCAAUAGGAUCAGCUGACGCAUUUGUUAAGAGCAUUGGGAUGAUUGGAGCACGUUAUGUUGAUAGACUUGAUUUCAGUGAUCAUUAUUUAUUUGGAGCACAGGAUGUUGAAACUAUGAGGAGGAGAGCAAAGGGUCUAGAGAACAGAUCUGAUUCCAAGCCUAUUAUUGUGGUGACCGAAAAGGAUUAUAACAGGGACCCGGAGGUUCUCAAAAGUCUGGACCCAUACACAGUCUUGGUUCUGUGUUCUAGGUUGCAAAUAACUCCUUGUAGAGACACUAAUGUGGAUGGCUUUAAAUCUACACUUAGUAGAAUUUUGGCGGCUAAGUUUCCUGUUUCUAAUUAGGUUCAGUGUUAUCUUACUGCAUUCCUUUGAUUUUUCUUUGUUGUUUUUUCUUGAAUACCAAGAAGUUUAGUUUUUCGACCGGAAACCACUAUCAUGUAAUAUUAGUUUUGUUCUAAUGGUCACUCAAAGUGUACUACUAGUUUCUUCCCAACCAUUACUGCAUUACUUUGCUAUGUGACUUAUGUCACUAUUCUUUCUAAACCAGAAUUUAUGUUACUAUUCGUUGUUAGCC
This is a messenger RNA of Raphanus sativus (radish), 1581 nucleotides long. Its product is annotated as probable tetraacyldisaccharide 4'-kinase, mitochondrial. The transcript is spliced from 7 exons. The record is from RefSeq and is a predicted model, not a curated record. Lineage: Eukaryota; Viridiplantae; Streptophyta; Magnoliopsida; Brassicales; Brassicaceae. Gene Ontology annotation, biological process: lipid A biosynthetic process. Bases 168 to 1349 code for a protein of 393 amino acids. Gene Ontology annotation, molecular function: lipid-A 4'-kinase activity; ATP binding.